GGGAUCGUCUGGUGUCAAAGUUGACUGGCAGGGCUGUCAUGUCUUUGUUGCCGCUGUUGCUCCUCAUAUGUUGUGAAUAGAAUAGCAGGAUAGAUGGAAAAAUAACAGUUUUACGUACAGAAGAUACUCAUAUAAACAUUACCCACAACAGUCAAACCACCCAAAAGAUGGAAGACAAGCUGAAUGGAUUCCCUGUUGUCUCCCCGGAGUAUCUUCAACAGUGGGUUCAGUCUGCACAGCAGUUUCAAGCUCUCCAGGCCCAAUAUUCAGGCUUCAACCAUCCGUCUCACUACCCAGAGGGGCAGACGGGGGAGGCAGCCAUGGCACACAUGUCUUAUCCAGAACCCAUGAUGGAUCAGCAGGAACCGGAGAACCUGGCUAAACCCCCGGCCAAAAAAAGAGGCCGAUCAGCUCAACCCAAGGAACCCAAAGCACCGAAACCGCCAAAAGUCCCCAAGGCACCAAAACCACCAAAACCUCCAAAAGUUCCUAAAGCACCAAAACCACCAAAACCUCCGAAAGUCCCCAAGGCGCCAAAGCCGGCAAAGGACCCAAAUGCCCCGAAAGCCAAACCCGGUCCUAAGCCCAAGAAGGCCGCCGACGCUCAGGGAGACGGCAAGCAAGAGAAGAUCGACGAGAGCUUCAAGAAGGUGAAGAGGAAAAUCGACCGCUUCAAGGGAAUGUCGGAGGAGGAAGUCAUGACAAAAACUCUACCGGACCUGCUGGAGUACAACCUGGACUACGUCAUCAUUGGUAUCAACCCAGGACUGAUGGCAGCUUUCAUUGGACGGUGGUUUCCAGGUCCUGGAAAUCAUUUCUGGAAGUGCCUCUUUCUGUCCGGGUUCACCGAGGAACUACUGAACCACAUGCACGACACCACACUGCCUGGCAAGUACAAAAUGGGCUUCACCAACAUGGUGGCCAGAGCGACGCCAGGAAGCAAAGACCUCUCGAGUAAAGAGUUGCGUGAAGGAGGCAAAAUCCUUGUAGAGAAGCUGAAGACGUUCAAGCCUCUUAUUGCUGUUUUUAAUGGAAAAUGCAUUUAUGAAAUGUUCUGCAGAGAGAUGUUUGGUAAGAAACCAAAGAAACUUGAUUUUGGUUUGCAGCCGCACAAGAUCCCCGACUGUGAGGUGGCUCUGUACCUGAUGCCUUCAUCCAGCGCUCGCUGUGCUCAGUUCCCUCGAGCUCAGGACAAAGUCCACUUCUACAUCAAACUGAGGGAGCUCCGAGACCAGCUGAAGGGCGUCCAGAAACCGACUGAGGUCGAGGAGGUUGAUUACUCCUUUGACCUGUCGUUGGCUAAAGAGGACGCCAAGAGGAUGGCCAUAAAGGAGGAGCAGUACGAUCCUGGUUACGAAGAUGCCUUCGGUGGAGUGUAUGCGGAGAAAGGAGCCGAAGGGGCCGGAGGGGCUGAAGGCUCCGGGGCUGCGGCAGGGCCUGGAGGGGCCGAAGGGUCCGGGGCCCCAAGCCAGACCAACGGCCACUGCACGUUCUCGAGUGCAGACAACACAGAAGGCGCUCAGGAGGCGACCACGUCACAAAUACCAGAGGGCCAGCUGCCAGACGGACAGUGGAUGACUCAGUCCUUCGCAGAUCAGAUCCCAGACAUCAGCGGGGCACCAAAGGAGGCCAGCGCAUAAACACAGGACUACUUUUGUCUGGUUUUCAAUCGUUUGCCUUUUUUUUUUUUUUUUUUUCCUCUUCUGUUUUUUUUUUUUUUAUUAGUCUUCGAGUGGAACAUACACACACAUAGAUGGACUUUUCUGGUAGAACUUGCAGAUUAUUCCCUGCAUUUUAUUUUUUAAAAUCUUGUUUGCGGUCCUGCUCUAAUGUAUGAUCAUCUUCAAGGCAGUCUCUUUUUUUAAAAUAUGUGAAAUCAGGGACAAUGAUGCUCGACUGUCUUGAAGAAGGUCAUGUAUUUAAACGUUUGUUUAGCCUUUGUACUGUACCGCGCUGCACGGCCAUGCAGUAAGCGUAAACAUCCACCUCUACUGUUUCGACAGUAAAUCAAACUCCAGACGGUUUGAUGGAUCGGUGUGAGCCGUUAUGAUCCUCUGUGAUUUGGGGAUUUAGUUAGCAUUCAUGGUGCUAUGACAGGUGAUCGCUGGAUGAAAUCAUCGUGCAUGUUAGAGGCUCCACGGAGAGUUCCUGGUCAGCCCUUCAACAUAAUGUUACAGGUUUCAAUCUUUUAUCAUCAGUUUUCUUUUUGACUAGGAAUUUUAGAAUUACAUUUUGUAUGAUUAUGAAAAUGUCACUCACAAGGAAUUUUAUGAAACGUGUCCAUUAAAAAUGUCUUGAUGAU
Gasterosteus aculeatus aculeatus (three-spined stickleback) is the source of this 2302-nucleotide messenger RNA. RefSeq names its product G/T mismatch-specific thymine DNA glycosylase. NCBI's taxonomy places the organism in Eukaryota, Metazoa, Chordata, Actinopteri, Perciformes, Gasterosteidae. Gene Ontology annotation, cellular component: nucleus. Gene Ontology annotation, biological process: base-excision repair, AP site formation. The record is from RefSeq and is a predicted model, not a curated record. Gene Ontology annotation, molecular function: pyrimidine-specific mismatch base pair DNA N-glycosylase activity; uracil DNA N-glycosylase activity.